Molecule: messenger RNA, 1314 nt
Organism: Galendromus occidentalis (western predatory mite)
Lineage: Eukaryota; Metazoa; Arthropoda; Arachnida; Mesostigmata; Phytoseiidae
Product: cytochrome P450 4c3-like
Exons: 1
Coding region: 1-1314 (437 amino acids)
Molecular function (GO): iron ion binding; oxidoreductase activity, acting on paired donors, with incorporation or reduction of molecular oxygen; monooxygenase activity
Source: RefSeq, a predicted model, not a curated record
AUGAUGGUGGUGUACCUGGGAUCGGAGCCGAACUUCGUCUUGUUCCGGGCAGACCACGCGGAAAAGGCACUGAACAAUUCGAUCAAUAUCUCCAAAGGUCACGCAUAUAAUCUUUUGCUGCCUUGGCUCGGCGAAGGACUCCUCACCAGCUCCGGGAAAAAAUGGAAAACUCGCCGACGCUUAUUGACACCGGCUUUCCAUUUUCAAAUCCUCGACGAGUUCUCCCUCGUCAUCAAUCGACAAGCUCAAAUUUUCGUCGAGCAAAUGUCUAAGAAAUCACGCGACGACGAUAUCCUCCCGUACGUCGCAGCUGCAACACUGGACAUCGUUUGCGAAACCAUUAUGGGUGUCAAUUUGGACAGUCAGACAACCGGAGCUGGGAAAAUAUACCUGAAAUCUAUCCAGGCUCUGGGAGAGCUCUUUUUCAAGAGAGUCCAGUCUCCAGCGAAAUGGAUCGACUUCAUUUAUGGUUUGACGGCAGACGGUCGACAGAACGUCGGAUAUAUACGGCAGGUGCAUGAAUUCACGCUCAAAGUGAUCAACGAUCGCAAGAGAGAGCUCACUGAAAAUCCCGCGGAAUUAGAGAAGCUUGCUUCAAUUGACGGGAAUUUGCUCGGCUCGAAGAAACCGUUCUUGGACCUUCUACUCGUAGAACACCUGAAGAACAAAACGCUUUCGGUUUCCGACAUUCGCGAGGAGGUGGACACAUUCAUGUUCGAAGGCCACGAUACGACAAGCAUGGGAAUCACAUGGGCGACCUACCUCAUAGGCUUACAUCCCGAAGUUCAAGAGAAGAUUUUCGAAGAAAUGGAGUCCGUUUUCGGCGGCGACCAUACGUGUACGGUGACGAACGAGCAUCUGAGGCAACUGAAGUACCUCGACAUGGUUCUCAAAGAGACUCAGCGAAUCUAUCCGCCGGUUCCGAUGAUAGCGAGGAGAGUGACCACAGAGUUCGAGCUCCUCGGUAAAACUGUUCCGACGAGUAGCGAGUUGAACAUCAACAUCAUCGCCAUGCACAGAGAUCCGAAAACAUUCCCUCGACCGGAACUUUUCAUCCCGGAAAGAUUUUCACCGGAGAGCUCAGCCAGACGAUCGCCGUAUGCCUUCAUUCCAUUUUCCGCAGGCCCGAGAAAUUGUAUCGGCCAGCGAUUCGCUCUCAUGGAGGAAAAAAUAGUUCUUGUUUGGCUGUUGCGUCGAUUCAGACUGAAGUCCCUCGUGCUCAGAGAUGAAGUUCUCAUGGUGGCCGAAAUGGUUUUGCGGCCGAAGAGCGCUAUCAAAGUCGAGUGCAUUCCGCGGAAUUUCGAGACAGCGUAA